Molecule: messenger RNA, 966 nt
Organism: Mangifera indica (mango)
Lineage: Eukaryota; Viridiplantae; Streptophyta; Magnoliopsida; Sapindales; Anacardiaceae
Product: two-component response regulator-like APRR9
Exons: 3
Coding region: 74-796 (240 amino acids)
Biological process (GO): regulation of flower development
Cellular component (GO): nucleus
Molecular function (GO): protein binding
Source: RefSeq, a predicted model, not a curated record
ACUCUUCACAUGACCUCUCAGAGUCCCUUAUAUUUUCGCUCUCAAACAAAAAAUACCCAAUUCCCCAUUCGCCAUGUACACUUUUCCACGCGCCUCCGAUGUCUAUGGCACAAACUCCUCCUCCAUGUCACUCGACGACCCGUCGCAUUUUCCUCCAGUAUCGUUGCCACCACCUCAUUUACUCGACCAUGUGACUGGUUCUACUCAUGAGCUCGACUCGGUGAUGGGUCACAGCCACAGCAGCAGCAACUCCAGCGGCUAUAGUAGCUAUAGCUCUCCCAGCUACGGGACGACGAGUCAGAUGCAGAGGAGUAUUAGCAGCCACUCGCUUCAGAAGAAUAACAACUGUGUUCAUUCUCUUUUAAUGUUACUAAAUGAUCACUCUGUGGAAACGGACAUCAGUCCAGUUAGAAGGGUUUUCAGCACCGGUGAUUUGCAUAGGAUUCAUACGGGGCAACAAGGUCAUAGGUCAGUGAGUCCAUUGGUAAGUGAGAGUUGCGCCAUCAUUGAAGGGAUGAACAGAGCCUGUCGAUAUAGUCCGGAGGAGAAAAAGGAGAGAAUUGAGAGAUAUAGAACCAAGAGAACUCGGAGGAACUUCAAAAAGAAAAUCAAGUACGCAUGUAGGAAAACACUGGCAGACAGCAGGCCACGUAUAAGAGGUCGGUUUGCAAGAAACGAAGAAAUUGAGAAGGAUCCUCAAGCUCAGUGGAGCCACAUCAGGGGGGAGCAAGAUUAUGAAGAAGAAGAAAAUUGGAUCAAUUAUUUUGAUUCAGUUUCAUCCGCAAAUCUAUUUUAAUUAGCAUAAAAAAAAUGGUGUGUAUGCUGAACUAUUUUAGUGCCACAGUGUAGCAGUUUUAGCUAGCUAGCGUGCUUGUUUCUAUAUAUCUGUGAUGCAAUAUUGUAUAACUGUUGCUCUAGCUUACAAUGGCUAGCCAUUUUAAUGACUGGGCUUCAUAUUAAUUUUUA